UUGGAAUCGGACGAUGGGCUGCUUCGUUUAGAGAUUAUUCACACCUGGUUUAAACUUUAUUACGGUCCCGUCUUCGCGUACAGACGCUGCUAGCUCCGGGCAGACAUGGAGAGAGUUGUCAUCAUAACCGGCGCGAACAGCGGCAUCGGCCUGGCCCUGUGUGAGCGGCUGCUGACGGAGGACAGCCAGCUGCGGCUGUGUCUGGCCUGCAGGAACAUGCAGCGGGCGGAGGCUGCCCGCGCCGCCCUGCUGACCUCUCACUCCAACGCACAUGUGGACCUCCUGCAGCUGGACGUGGGCUCUGUCCAAUCGGUGCUCAGCGCCGCUCAGGAGGUCAAGGCCAGAUACAACAGAAUUGACUUCCUGUAUCUAAAUGCAGGAAUCAUGCCCAAUCCACAACUGGAUUUGAAUGCUUUUUUCAAGGGUCUGUUCUCCAGGAAUGUGGUCCGAAUGUUUGCCACAGCCGAGGGGAUCCUGACCCAACAGGACCGCCUCAACUCAGACGGUCUGCAGGAAGUGUUUGCCACCAACCUCUUCGGUCAUUUUCUCCUGAUCAGGGAGCUGGAGCCGCUGCUCUCCAGGCUCGUGUGGACCUCCUCCAGUAACGCCCGCCGCUCCGCCUUCAGCAUGGAGGACAUGCAGCACCGAGAGGGGAGGGAGUCCUACAGCUCCUCUAAGUACGCCUCAGACAUGCUCAGCCUGGCUCUCAACAGGCAGAAGAACAGCCAGGGGCUGUUCUCCUCUGUCAUCUGUCCCGGGCUGGUGAUGACUAACCUGACCUACGGGAUCCUCCCCUCCUUCUUCUGGACCCUCAUCAUGCCCGUCAUGUGGCUGAUAAGGAUCUUCACCAACACAUUCACGCUCACACCACACAACGGAGCAGAGGCGCUGCACUGGCUGUUUCUACAAAACCCUGAGUCUCUGGACCCCAGAGCAAAGUAUCACAGUUUAACAUCAGGACUCGGAACAAACUACACUCAGCCUCGCCAGAUGGACAUCGAUGAAGGAACGUCCGAUGUCCUCUAUUCCAAACUCCUCGAGCUUGAGAAAGAAGUCCGAAGGAAACAGAGUGAAGAAAAUGCCGACGAGGAAAUUAGUGCAGUGAAAUAGUGAGUCAUUUGUAAUGGAUCAUUUUUCUCUGAAUAAAGUGCUCUUAUUCUUUU
Gymnodraco acuticeps is the source of this 1163-nucleotide messenger RNA. Its product is annotated as 3-keto-steroid reductase-like. The record is from RefSeq and is a predicted model, not a curated record. Bases 106 to 1110 code for a protein of 334 amino acids. Gene Ontology annotation, biological process: cholesterol biosynthetic process. NCBI's taxonomy places the organism in Eukaryota, Metazoa, Chordata, Actinopteri, Perciformes, Bathydraconidae. Gene Ontology annotation, molecular function: estradiol 17-beta-dehydrogenase [NAD(P)+] activity; 5-alpha-androstane-3-beta,17-beta-diol dehydrogenase (NADP+) activity; 3-beta-hydroxysteroid 3-dehydrogenase (NADP+) activity. The transcript has 9 exons. Gene Ontology annotation, cellular component: endoplasmic reticulum membrane.